AAUUCUUCUUUUCAUAACAUAAACAUGAUGGCUCUCUCUCUCAAACAAGUUUUUCGGAAAAGAAUUAUUAAUAUAGCCUUCUCUAGUGCUGCAGCAUUACACACAAGAUCACAAAGACAGUCCAGCAUUACCUUAACGUCACUGAAGAAUGGCAAUGGUUCUCAAGGUUUCUUGCAACCAGCACGCUACCCCCUACAACUUGCCUUAAGGUCUAUGUUCAUCAAAGUCCAGGAUACACCAAACCCAAACUCCCUCAAGUUCAUACCAGGAGUUCAGGUCCUUGAGUCUGGCACAGCUGACUUUGCCAAUGUGAGUGCAGCACAGAAGUCUCCAUUGGCCAAGCUGCUUUUCAGGAUUGAAGGUGUUCAAGCAGUGUUCCUCUCAACUGAUUUUAUCACCAUCACAAAG
This is a messenger RNA of Penaeus indicus, 408 nucleotides long. RefSeq names its product NFU1 iron-sulfur cluster scaffold homolog, mitochondrial-like. The transcript is spliced from 3 exons. Gene Ontology annotation, biological process: iron-sulfur cluster assembly. The annotation marks the transcript as partial. Gene Ontology annotation, cellular component: mitochondrion. Lineage: Eukaryota; Metazoa; Arthropoda; Malacostraca; Decapoda; Penaeidae. Gene Ontology annotation, molecular function: iron ion binding; 4 iron, 4 sulfur cluster binding. The record is from RefSeq and is a predicted model, not a curated record.